AUGAAUCGAAAUGAUGCAAAUCACGUGUCGAAAAGUUUAUCAUUACAACAACGGCGAACACAGAGCGUCGAUGAAUAUUCAUUGAAACGAGUGGAUGGUGAAGUUUUUGGAGAAAAUGGUCAACAAAUAAAUAAAGGGAUAUCAGAUGGUUCUUGUGAUCUAAUAGAAGAAUGUAGUGAUAUUUAUGGAUGUAAUGUACCCACAAGAAAUGCCGGUAAAUUACCACCAGGAGUGCGCAGUCGAGCUUUUAGACGAUCACGAUCCUGUUUUGCGCCUUCACCACAUUGUAGUUUUGGACCAAAAGCUACAUUGAAAAAAAUACAAAAUAACAACCAGCUGAUUGUUAUUCAGGACCCGUCCUCUCAACGGCUUCAUUGGCUCAGUCCGCCAAAAUACGUUCUUAUAAUUCGUAAGCCGGGUCAAUCGACAGUGCCAGAAUUUCGUGCACUUGUACUCAAUCUCCUAAAACGUGAUCUGACAGUUUACAUAGACUCAUCCGACGAGACAUAUUUAUCUUUUGAUAAGAAUGUAAUUGACAAAGACAAAGUGACUGAACGAUGCAAACUUUUCGAUCAAGAACACGACAUAUCACUCAUCGAUUUAGCGAUUUGUUUGGGCGGUGAUGGUACGUUGUUGCAUGCUUCAAGUAUAUUUCAACAAACUUGUCCGCCGAUUUUAUCAUUCUCAUUGGGCUCAUUGGGAUUUUUGACCCCAUUCGAUUUUAAAUAUCACGAUAAAAUCCUAAAUGAAGUCUUAUCCGGUAAUGUGGCUCUUCUACUACGAACACGUUUAAGCUGUGUGAUUCAAAAAGACACGUCCGAUACAUCCAAGGUUUCUUCAGAUGAAAACGGUACAACGACAGAACGCAGUGAUGAUGGUAAAACUUAUCUUGUUCUAAAUGAAGUUGUCAUUGAUCGUGGACCUAAUUCCUAUCUGUCCAACUUGGAUUUGUAUAUUAACGAUAAAUUUAUAACCAAGGUUCAAGGUGAUGGAUUGAUUAUUUCCACUCCCACGGGUUCCACAGCUUAUGGAAUGGCUGCUGGUGCUUCCAUGGUUCAUCCGAAUGUUCCUGCAAUGGUGAUCUGUCCUAUAUGCCCACAUUCUUUGUCUUUUCGACCGAUUGUUGUACCAGCUGGCCUUGAACUUGAAGUGAAGGUAUCUGAAGAUACUCGUUUAACUGCAUGGCUUUCAGUCGAUGGACGAAAUCGACUUGAACUGGAACAACAAGAUAGUGUCCGAAUCACUACGAGUAUUUAUCCUAUUCCAUCCAUAAGUCGGUUCGAUCAACUGGGAGAUUGGUUCGAAUCUUUGGCAGACAUCCUCCAUUGGAAUCUACGAAAACCACAAUCCAGCCUUGAAACUGAUCAAGAUUUGCAAUUGGAAGAUGGAGAAAGCAACGAUUUUGCUCCGAUAUCGUGA
Molecule: messenger RNA, 1419 nt
Organism: Adineta ricciae
Lineage: Eukaryota; Metazoa; Rotifera; Eurotatoria; Adinetida; Adinetidae
Source: the annotation of a GenBank genome assembly